CUGUAUACGAAGGUCGCUAUAGCUCCGCGUAAUUCAUCGAAUGUCGGGCAACGAAGGGAGUCGAACUUACACCCUAGUCCAUUGGCGCCUUACACGUUCUUUUUACAAUCCAUAUUGAUUACAUAUAAGCUUCGAGUUUUAUGUUUCUACAACCAGCUACAUAUCACCUGUACGCAUUAUUGCCAAACCCUGAAUUGUGAGACCCGACGCUGGACUGCAAAGCUUCCGUUUCAUUGCCUCAGCAUUGCCUAAAAUGAAACUGCCUACUAUAGUGAAUCAAUUCAAAGAUUAAAGAGCCAGGAUGGCUGCGCUGUGGGCGGACGCUUGCUCCUUUCGCUCAAAGAGCCGUAAAACUGCUUAAGGCCACAUUGCAAUUAUCAGGAAAUAUCCAAGAAACUGGAUGCAGGCGUACACCUACGUCCGCACACUUGGCGAGGGAGCAUAUGGCUCCGUGUGGGAGUGCACCGAGCAGGCGAGCGGGCAGGAGGUAGUCGUGAAGGUCAUUCGCCUGCCGGUCGCGGCCGCCGCCGGGGCAGCCGAUGAUGCGAUCCAUUCCCAGGCGCUGCGGGCUGCCCGGCGCGAGGUGCGGCUGCUCAAGGCGCUGCAGCACCCCCACCUGGUGCAACUGAGGAGCGCAUGGCGCCAGCCGCACCAGAGCCACGCGCCGCUCGCACCACAGCAGCAGCAGCAGCAACAGCUGCAGACAAUACUGACCAGUGCUGGUGGCUGCGGCGGCGGCAGUGGCGACCGCAUAUACAUGGUGCUCGACCACGCGGGCCGCAGCCUCGCAGACCUCCUGCGUGAACCAGAGGGCCCCGCCGCCGCCGCCGCCGCCGCCGCCGCCUCUGUGGCUGCCCCUGCGGCUGCGUCGGCCAGCCAGGCGCCGCACCCGCACCCGCACCAGCAGGGUGCUGGUGGCGGCGUUAAUGGUGGUGGCGUUAGUGGCGGUGGCGGCUGCGGGUUGGCGCCUGCUGCGUCGCGGCUGCGGGGCGCGGCGCACCAGCUGUUGCUGGCGGUAGCGCACCUGCACGCACACCAGGUGGUGCACUUGGACAUCAAGCCGCAGAACGUGAUGAUGGACGGCCAAGGGGUGGUGCGACUGGGAGGCCUGGGCUCGGCCCGGCGACUGCUGCUACUGCCGACGCCACGAAACAGCAGUUGCAACAGCAGCGGCAGUAGCAAUGGCCGAGAGGCCCGCGCGGCGGCAGUGGCAGCAGCGGGAGGCAGCGGGAGCCCCCUGCUGGCGCCGAGCGGAGGCAGUAGCAGCAGCAGCAGCAGCGGCAACAGCAGCAAGAGCAACAGCGGCGGCUGUAGCACAGCUGCCGCGGUGGCAUUGGUAGCAGAUGAACCAGCGGCUGAGGCUGCGGCUUCUGCCGCUGCCCCUGCUGCUGCUGCUCUUGCCGCUCUUGCUGCGCCGUACGUUGUCACUCGCUGGUACCGGCCGCCGGAGAUCCUGGUGGCCUCCCCCUCCGGCUACGGCACGCCCGCCGACGUGUGGUCGUACGGCUGCACGCUGGCGGAGCUGGCCACCGGGACGCCGCUGUUCCCGGGCCGUGACGCCGCCGACCAGCUCUCCCUCAUUGUCGCCGCCUGCGGCGCCCUGCCGCUGGGCCUGCUGCCGCCGGGCCGGCUGGCGCCGCCGGGCGGCAGGGGCCCCGGGACCGCUGCCACGGGCACUGCAGCCGGCGACGGCAGCGGCGUUGGUGGCGACGACGGCCAGCCUGGGCCUGCGACUGGGGCGUCGCGGCUCGGGUGCUCGCUGCCACUGGCUCAGCGGCUCCGGGGCUUGGAACCGGAGCUGGCAGACCUGCUGGGGCGCUGCCUCCGCCUUGACCCCUCCGCCCGCCCCUCCGCCGCUGAGCUGCUGGCACACCCCUACUUCGCGGGCUGUAGCUGUGGCUGUGGCUGUAGCUGUGGCACGGCGGAGCCGACGCCCAUACCACUGCCCGCCACACGGGCAGCGGCUGCGGGUGUUGUGUACGGGCGUGGUCCCGCCGGUCUGGGUCUGGGCCAAGAGGGCAGCUGUUGUCGUCAGGGAGAUGGGGUGGACGUGAAUGGUGGGUGCGAUUGUGAUGAGCCGCCGCCGCCGCCGCCGCGGGUCCUUGCAAGCUUCAGCAGCAAGGCUAAGCCGCGCAUCAUCGCAACAGCCAGCGCCAGCGCCGCCGGCAGCAGGCACCAUGAGAGGCACCACAGCAGCAGCGCCAGCCACUGCACUGUGCGCCUGCGCGCCGCCGCCGGGCCCGCAGGCGGCCUGCUGCUGGACACCCCAGGUGCCGGCGGCGCACGUGGUGACGGCUCCAUGCCGGCGGCGGCUGCAGCGGCUGCAGCGGCUGCAGCGGCGACAGGAGGAGAGGCGUCGGUGGCGGGCGCUGCAGGUGGCGUUGGAGCAGUGGCGGCGGCGGUGGCGGCGCAGGCGCCCGAGCUCUGGCUGCAUGGCGCGCCCGCCGGCGGCGCCCACAGCACCGGCAGGGCCGGCGGCGCCCACGAUGGCGCAUGCGGAGAAGCGGUGGACACGGGCAGCUGCGAUGGCGCAGGCAACGGCGCAGCCGCCAUUCGUAGCAGCGGCGGCGGUGGCGGUGGCGGCGGUGGUGGGGACCUGGCGGCGGCGGUUGUGGCGGCGCUGCGGCGUGGUGACACAGCCAGGCUGCAGGGCCGGGUGUUGGCGGCGGCGGUCCUGUCGUCGGCCGCCAUCGGCAUCAGCACCGGCGGCGGUGCUGCAGCUUCAGCGGGCGGAGCGUCGCCAAGCCACAACAGCCCGGCGGCGGAGGCCGCCGCCGUCGCCGGCGGCGGCUGGGCCGAUGCACUGCCUGACGUGGCGGCGGCGGAGGCAGCCAUGGUGGCGGCGGUGAAGGCGGCGGUGGCGGCGGCGGGCGAGGAGUGCGCGGCGGGGCCGGGGGCGAGCGUGUUGCACAUGUCAGCGCCGGCGGGGGCGACGCAGCCGUCGCCGGCGGCGGCGGGCGAGUACGCUGACGUGGUCGCGGGGCUGCGGCCUGCGGGCCUCAGCGCGCAGGAGUUUGUCAAGCCGCCGAAGGACGGCGACCGCCGCAGCGGUGCCAGUAAUUAUGAUCAGAAGCAGAAGCAGCGGCAGCAGCAGCCAGCAGGGACGGGCAUGGAGGAGGCGGAGCGUGUGGCGGCGGCGUUGGUGCGCAGCCUGCCUGAUGCCGCCGCGCUGCCGCCGCUGGGCAGCCUUCGGUAUUGCGAGACGCCGCCUGCCAGCAGCAUCGCAGCAGCUGCCGCCGCCGCCAUGCCACAGCCCACCGUCAUGACGAGCGGCACGCCCGCUGCUGCUGCCGCUACUGCGAGCAAUGAUCUUCCUCCCGCCGCAGCCGCCGCUGCCGCAGCCGCUGCUGGUGGCCCUGACGGCAGCAAAAGCAGCCGCACAGUCUGCAGCCUCGGCGGGGCGUCGCCGCUGCCUGCGCCGCCAGUGCCGCUGCUGAUGGCGUCGGGGGCGUGGGCCAGCAGCAGCGGGCAGCUAUCGCUGCUGCUGCGGCCGCCUUGCUCGCAGCCGCAGCAGGUGGGUGCCGUGAGCUGUAGCAGCGCACGUGGCACAGGCCGCAAGAGUAGGGAGAUGUCAGCUACUGCCGCCGCCGCGGCUGCUGCUGCCGUGUUUGAGAGCUUCUACUCAAGAGGGGAGGCCGAGGCAGGGGAGGCCGCCGUGGGGCUGGUCAAGCGGGGCGUCGCGCCAGAGAUGGAUGCUACUGCCAUGGCAGCUGUUUUGGACCCGGCAGUAGCCGCUGCCGGUGAUGAUGCGUCCGCAACAGCCGGCGCCGCCGGCCUCGACAAUGACAGCAGCGGGCCUACUGCUGCUGCUGCCGCUGCUGUUGCUGCGGAGGCGACGCCAUCUGGCAACAACAUUGUCAACGUGCGAGCGCGCACACGCCGGCACAAGGCGUUCCGCCUUAUCACGCUGCUAAAGCAGGCUCGCGGCAGCAACGGCAAGGCGCCGGGCGGCGGCGGCGGCAACAGCGGAAGCGGUAGCGGAAGCCUGCUGACGGCGGCGGCUGGCGCGUCCAGCAGCAGCAGUAGCAGCAGCAGCUACGUAGGCUGUGUUGUUGGCGUGAAGGCGGCCGGCGCCGCUGCAGGCAUCGCCGCGGCCGCGGCCAGCAACGGCGGCCUGGGCAGCUGCGGCGGAAACAUGAGAACCGGCAGUCAGUCCCUGUUCGCCAGCAGGCUCAGCACGCGCUUCGGCUUGCACACAACACCUGUCGCCAUAGUCGCCAACACCAACAUCAACAGUCAUGCACAAGCCGACUUCGCCACCGCCGCGGCUAAUAACUCAACAGCAAGCCACGGCGCACAACAAACCCAAACACAACCUGCUACUGCUGCAGCCGCUGUUGCUGCUGCACAGCAGCUCGGACGGCUUGCGCCCCUGCUUGCACCUACUGCCACGGCCCUUGCCGCGGCGACGCAGCCGCAGGGCCGCGGCCACAGCUUUACCGCAACUGCACUAGUGCCGGACAGCCUGCAAGUGCAGCUAUUGCAGUUGCUUCCCGACUCGGUACCUGACACAACCGGCCUGCACCAGCACCAUCGGCACCAGCAGCAGCACCAGCAGCAGGGCGCGGCCGGCGCCGCCGGCGGUGUGUCGUCAGUCGCCACAGACGCGUUCGUCAGCGGCAGCUGCCCGCCCGUAUCUGCGGGCGCCGCCGCCGCCAACCCACCAGCGGCCGCCGUAGCAGUCCAGCAGCUGCUGAACGCAACCGCAGGCGGCGCAGCAGCGGCAGCAGCAAACGUGUGGAGCGGGGUAGCCUCAGGAGCGGCAGCAGCAGAAGCGGCAGUAGCGGCGCCACCCGCUGCCACCCGCGCGGGAGGCGCCGCGGCGGCUGCAGCGCCCGCUGCUACAGCAGAUGCCACAGCUGCAGCCGCAGCCGCUGCUACAGCCACCGCGGUGUCGGUGUUGGAACUGGUGCGGCGCAAGGUGGGCGACCCUGCUACUGGCACGAUCGCCGUGCCCCGCCGCCUGCCGCCACCGUCACUGCCAGAGAGCACGGCUACAGAAGACCCGCCGCCGCCGCCGCAGCCGCAGCAGCAGCAGCAGCAGCAGCCCGAGCUCGGUUCACAUGCAGGCGCUGGCGCUGGCGAUGCUGCAGUGGAGCGCAAUGGGAGGGAGGGCAUGGAGCCUGCAGCAGUGGCAGCAGACGCACACGUACCUGCAGCAGCAGCAUUGCAGCCACCACGACCACCACCAGCACCAGCACCGCAAUCGCACCCCGCGGCCCUGCCCAGCAGCAGCAGCGGCCGCCAACACCGCCGCGACAGCUCCUCGCAACUGCCCACGCCCGACUCCGUGCCACGUUGGAACCGGUUGCCUUCAGCACUGCCGAUCACGUGGGAGCGCAGCCGCACGUUCGGGCUGCUCGGUGGCGGCGGCGCCGAGGGCACAGCCGGAGGCGGCGGCGGUGAUGGAGGAGACGGCGGCGGCCCAGCAGUGGCCGCAGCGGCAGCUGGCAUGCCAGCGGCAGGCGCCCCAGCUGCACCGCCAAUUGCUGAUGCAGUGGCAGCGGCAGCGGGAGCACAGGUGUCGGGCUUUCCGACGCUGAUGUGGCGGACCAGCGGUGGCGGCGGCGUUGUACGGGGCUGCCAAGUGGGCCCCGCAUCCCUGCUCCUCGACACGAAUGCCAGCGGUGAGCAGCUGUCGGCGGAGGCUGCCGCCGCCGCUGCCGCCACGGUGGCGGCGGCGCGGCGGCAUGUGGCCGACGGCGACUCCUGGGGCGCCUGCUGCUGCCACUGGGAGGAGGAGGAGGAGGAGGAGGAGGAGGAGGAGGCACACAGCGGCAGUUGCUGCAGCCGACUGCCCGCCGCCGCAUUCUUGGCCGCGACCCGAAACGCCGCUGUCAACUACACCCACAACAAGAUCACGUUUGGAGCUGCUGGCGGCGGCAUCAGCAGCCGUCGCGACGGCUUGCUACAGCUUCCGGCCAUCCUGCACCUCACCGUGGACUCUGGUGCCUCUGACCUGCGCCGCCGGCUUCACCGGCAGCCGCUGCCUGCUGCUGGCGGCUGUAGCACCGUGGUGGCGGCGCCGGCGGCUGAUCCGCGUGUGCAGGAGGCGGCGGGCGGCGGCGGCUGUAGCAACCCCAGGCCGCGCCGCAACCACAGCGGUUGGUCCCGCGGUGCAAGGCCUGCUGCGCAGACAUCUCCGGCAUGGCAGCUGCUGCAGCCGUCAGCUACAGCCACCGCUGCAGACGACGGUGCUACAGCCGCCGCUGCCGCCGUAGACGUCUCUGUCGCGGCCCCGUUCGUACACCUGGUCUCUCAGGUGCUGGAAGGCGGCACGUCUGCAGGCGGUGCUGCUGCUGCCACCGCCGCCGCGGCACAUGCGUCAGCAGCAGUAGCAGUAGCAGCAGCAGCGCCCGGCGUGGGCGUGGCCGCGCCUGCAGACGCCCGCAAGGAGGCCACACCUGUUGUGGAAGACAGGAGCAGCAGCGAGGCUGCAGAGGCGUUCGCAGCUGUCCUUGAUGACGGCGCUACUGCCGUCUCUCCACGGCCCAUGGCAGUAGCCGCCGCUGGCAGGACUGCUACAGCCGCAAGGGCUCGGGCAGCGGUUGUGAUCAGAGCGGAGGCUGUCAGUCCUGCAGCGCUUGUGCGGGCUGCCGCCGCCACGCCGCGCCCGCCGGCGGCGGCUGUAGCAGCAGCAGCAGCAGCAGCAGCAGCAGCAGCAGCAGCAGCAGCAGCAGCAGCAGCAGCAGCAGCUGACAGUGAUGAGUUGCGCCAUUGGCCCCGAGCUACAGCCGCGUUGUUCGCCCUGCCGCUGCCCGCCGCUGCCGCGGCACCCGCCGCACCGGCACCCGCAUUUGCGGCGGUGGAGGCGUGGCUUGCAGACGAGGAGGCAGCCCGCGAGGCGCGGCACGUGCAGGCGGCGGCCGCCGAGGCCGCCGCCGCCGCCGCCGCCAGUUUGGCCGGCGCCCGCCCGCCGGUGGCCAAGGCGGCCGCCGCCCGCAGCACCGCUGGCAAGCUGAUGCGCCUGUGGCAGCGCGUGAAAUCUGCUUUGGCCUGACAGUCUGACUGACAAGCUAUGGAAAUACUCAACAGGUAUCAAGUUAUGCAACGCGCGGCUCACAAGGGUACAUACGCCGCAUGGCUUACUUGAGCUCAUGCUCUGAGUCAAGCGGCAGAGCACAACGUGCGGCAGGCAGGCGGUUCAUUGCAGAUGACGUGUGAAUGUUGAGAUGUGUGUGGGCAUUUACUACGAACGAGGGGCAACUGGCCGGAACGCACUUGGAAGCAGCAACACUACACAAAGCACGCACGAGCCUACACGCACGAGCCUACACGUGCGCCGGAUUAAGGACGUCUUGGGCUGCCUGUAUCCUGCUGGUUACAUCGGCUGGUUAGUGGAGAAUAAUGCGGUAUCGCUCGCACUUCCUAGAUCCCUUAAGGUGCGACAACAUUCAGAGGUAUGUCUUAGCAUGCAAUGGUAACAGUAGAUAACGGAACGCCUGGCUUUUGUGCUGGCUCACUUCGGGUUACGACAGUCCGCAGGGCUCCAUGCCGUAAGCGUGUGUUGCUGGCAUCGUCAAACACACACCUGUUGUGACGGCGGCAUACACAACGCUGGCAGACACCGAAUGCAGGCAGCGCAAAGGAAUGGAUCCAUAUUGGAUUUCAAAUGAUGAAGCAACGUUCUGCUGGCAUUCGCAUCAUACAGGCAUGGCCGUGUGAAGAAUGGGCUCGCGGGAUCACCGGGCCGCGCGGCACGUCAAUUGUCAAGCCGUUUUAUCAUCACUGUGUGUCGGUUCUUACGUUUGAGGCGCCUUGGGAGGGCUGCCGCUUGUUUGUUUGGUAGCUGGUACCGGGGUGGGGCUUGGUUUUGAUUGGGUCGUGGGAUUGAGCUGGUCAAUCCUCUUGAGCUGUGCAGUCCUGCGCAACAUCAUGCUUGCGAUGAUUGUAUGGACGGACACUGCAGCUGUCACAUAAUUCCUUGUGGCAUGCAUGCAGCAUGAUGCGCGUAGGACAUGCACGUUUAUUUAUACGGGUUCACCGUAAAUUGCUUGCUUUAUGGCUUGAGUCUGUUUGGUCCUUCCUUUCUUUCCCAAUGACACGCGUGUGUUGCAUGAGGUUUUACGGGAGCCGGCUUGUAGGCUCGGCACUGGAAUGGCAUUGCGCAUACGCAUGCAUGCAUUUUGGUACUGGUCAUGCGCACUGGUGCACUCUGGUUUUUGCGUACGAUGGUGCGCACCAAGGUCUUAAAGCAAGUUCGUGGCAUGUGGCCGACAGGAAGAACGAGCGCCGUGGGGGGGCCGGCCUAACGGGGACUUGACUUACUGGUCCGUUGCCUCAAUGCACGGAACAUCGGGGAGCACUGUGCGGCAUCAGCUGUAUCAGGGACGCGCUUCCCAUGCACGCGCCAUCACUGCUGAAGUGGGGGUGUGGGUUGACGGUGGGUAAACGGUGGGUCAACGGUGGGUCAACGGGCCUCUGAGGCCACCCAUGUCAGCAUGACACGGUGCAGUGUGGUGGUAAGGUUUGGUGGUUAGGUUGGUUUAGGGGGACCAGCAGCAGAGGUCAGGUCGUGACGUCAGGUCAGGCUGGCCCGCUUGAUGGGGCGGAGACGGCGCAAGUGCUGCUGAGGUCGCCUGCAGCGCUUGUGCGGAAGUGGGAAUUUGCGGUUAGGGGAGUGAGGGCAAAGAUGUUGAACGCCCGGCAGCAAACAAAUAAGCGUGUUGGGGGUGCCUAGGACGCCCGCUGUGAUAGUCGAACGCAUGACGGUCGUGUGACGCACCGAAGGCGCAUACAUCGUACACCGUUUACCCGACUAGCUGGUAGACCGACAAAACGGUUCAUGGCUUUGGCAGGCGUUCAUUUCAUUGUUGUCUUAGUGCCUUGCGGCGGUAAUGGGUGACCGUGUGUUGAGGCCGUACGUUUGGGACCCUGUGGGAGAGGGGGGGGGAUACCGGCCCAGUCGCGCUCGGUGUACAGGUCAUAGUGGAUAGGAGGAAAAGGAUGAAGGUGCGGCUGUGCCGGCGUAUGAACAACUGUAACCUUGUGGCAGC
Molecule: messenger RNA, 8996 nt
Organism: Chlamydomonas reinhardtii
Lineage: Eukaryota; Viridiplantae; Chlorophyta; Chlorophyceae; Chlamydomonadales; Chlamydomonadaceae
Exons: 9
Coding region: 401-7000 (2199 amino acids)
Biological process (GO): intracellular signal transduction; protein phosphorylation
Cellular component (GO): cytoplasm; nucleus
Molecular function (GO): MAP kinase activity; ATP binding
Source: RefSeq, a predicted model, not a curated record